Eutrema salsugineum is the source of this 1002-nucleotide messenger RNA. RefSeq lists its product as uncharacterized. Bases 1 to 1002 code for a protein of 333 amino acids. The transcript has 2 exons. The record is from RefSeq and is a predicted model, not a curated record. NCBI's taxonomy places the organism in Eukaryota, Viridiplantae, Streptophyta, Magnoliopsida, Brassicales, Brassicaceae.
AUGAAAACCGGUAACGGAGCACCAUCUGUUGACCCCUUAUUCCUGAGGAUUGUGGAUGAUCUCGAGGCUUGUAAAAGGUUUCCUUGGGGUAGGUAUUCAUUCGAUGUAAAUAUGAAGGAGAUUGAGCACACAAUGAGGCAUUUCAAUAGGGUCGUCGGAACAGAUGCGUGGACAUUUCCAAGCUUUGUUACUCCCUUGGAGUUGCUAGCCUUUGAGGCCAUCCCAUGUCUGAAGAACAAAUACAGAGAAGAUGAUAGAGGAGCAGGGAGGGAUUGUCACCAGAUGUGCAGGCAGAAGUUCCAACCAUUCACACUAAAAGGUUUUCCUUUGUCGAAACUCUAUGAAACACUGGGUAACACUAGGGUCAUCGAGAGUACAUUGCAACCAUCCGAGGAUGAGGUAAUUAUGCUUGCUGGAGUCAUGGAGAGGAAUGAAGAGGAAGAUAUCAGUGAUAUUGUUCCUGAAAAUUGGACGAGGCGUUUAGUUGAGGAAAAGAAGCCGAUAUUCUGGAAAGAGAUAUGCAAGAUCGAUGUUGAUGCCCGAGAUAAUAAGGAGUGGGUAAAUCAUCCUGUAGCGGGUAAGAAUAAUGUGGGGACGGAGAAGGUGGCGUCUCUUGGAAUUGUGGAACAGCUUCAGAGCUUGCAGAAGAGUAUGGACGCUCAGUUUCUCCGAAUCAGUGCUCGAAUGGAUGGCUUUGAUACAAGACUCUGCUCUGUAGAACAAUAUGUAAAAGAGACAAGAAGAGAAAGGGAAGGACCAGGAGAUGAGGGAGGAGAAGUUUUUCGAAAUGAUGUAGAACAUGAACAUGAUCAAGCUGGAGAGAAACUUGAAAGUCUGGCGAAAACUGAGAAAGCGAGGAAGCAGAAACAGUCGAAGAAGAAACAGCCGAAGCAAAAGCCGAAGAAGAAGCAGAAGGAGCCAAAGCAGAAGGAGCCGGAGCAGAAGGAAGCAGAGCAGAAGGAAGCGGAGCAGAAGGAAGCGGAGCAGAAGGAGGCGGAGUAG